Molecule: messenger RNA, 2097 nt
Organism: Periophthalmus magnuspinnatus
Lineage: Eukaryota; Metazoa; Chordata; Actinopteri; Gobiiformes; Gobiidae
Gene: ppp1r2
Product: protein phosphatase 1, regulatory (inhibitor) subunit 2
Exons: 6
Coding region: 246-911 (221 amino acids)
Biological process (GO): regulation of signal transduction
Molecular function (GO): protein phosphatase inhibitor activity
Source: RefSeq, a predicted model, not a curated record
GCCUCCUGGUGGCUGAAAUUGACACUGUUCUGUUUGGGCUAAGGCUUACACGCACACUAUGGGAAUGAUACAGCUGAACUGCUGGAGCGCGUAAACGCAGGCUUUCUCUUCAGACGAUUUACUCCAUGUCCUAGUUAUGAGGGUUUGCCUUUUACCGUAAACUCGUUUUUGUAACUGAGGGGCAGUAAAUACACACGGAGAGUUGGGAAGGCGGUCAGCUUGACAACACGGUUCAGCGUGUGGGAAUGGCAGCUCCACGGCCGAUAAAAGGUAUCCUAAAAAACAAAAACACCGGGACCAACGUCCAGACGUUGUCCACUGACGCUCCAGGAGACGUCGACGAACAAGUACCUGGACUCACCGAGGAUGAUCAGCAAAAAAAAUCUACAAAAUGGGAUGAGAUGAACAUACUAGCCACAUAUCAUCCAGCAGACAAAGACUAUGGCCUGAUGAAAAUUGAUGAACCAAGCACUCCCUAUAACAGAAUGGUUGGGGAUGAUGAUGAUGAAGGGGUGCUAAGUGAUUCAGACGGUCAAAGCGCCCUCACAGCGGAUGACCUUGCUUCAAAACUGAUUGCUGCUGAAGGUUCUGAGCCCAGGUUCAUGAAGGAGGAAGAGGAGGAGGAGAGCAGUGAAGAAGAGGAAGAAGAACUGACCCCUGAAGAACAAGCAAAAAAGAAACAGUUUCAGAUGAUGAGGAAGAUGCACUACAAUGAGGGACUUAACAUCAAACUGGCCCGUCAGCUCAUCGCCAGUGAACUUGAAGAAGAUGAUGAUGAUGAUGAUGAUGAUGAUGAUGAUGAUGAAGAUGAGGAGAUGAGAGAUGAUACAGAGGAGGCUCGAGAGGAUGCAGAGGAAACAGAGGAGAUCAGUGUUGACCCUCCUCAGGAAGUUGAAUCUCUGGACUCAUAAGUGAGGCUUUUGACCGUUUGCCCAGUGUUUCAACUCCAAAUCCAGUCGAGACGGACAAUGCUUCUACCUAAACCACCCAUCUAUCAAUGGAAAACCGUUUUCAAAUUUGUGCAAUGCAAGAUUUCAAAUCACAGGCUUCACAUUUCCCGAGUCACUAAAUAUCAAGGUGAACAUGGGCUUUUACCCCUUAAGCCAAGACUCUCCUUCUCUAUCCUCUACAGUGGAGCUACAGUCAUGAAUGCACUCACCUAAAGGAAGGAGCAACACUUUAAAGCUUUUAGACUCUCGGAUGUGGACAGUGUGCAGGAGUCAAUUCUUCAAAAGCCUACUUUGAAAUCCGGGGAAACUCCACUGCCUCGUUAAGGCCUUUUCUGAAAAUACUACACUGGCUUUCUGUAUAGAUAGUAAUUUUGAUUUUGAUUUUGAACCUUGUUUUUCUGCCUUCUCCAUUGUACCUCUUGACCUUAAUUUAGUCUGUCCUGUGCCAUCAAUUAAUUUCGUCUGAGUCUGUUGUUAAGACAGUAAAAGUAUGUUAUAUUUUUAGUUUUUUUUUUCUCAAACUAAAAUAACAGUUAUGGAUUAUAAAUGCCCCAGUUUAUAAUAACAUGCAUAUCUCAAUUUCUGACAAACCUCAUUUGUAUUUCCAGAUGGUAAUAAAAAUGUGUUGAAACCAUUAAGAUUAAUAUUGAUAAAGCAUGUGCUACUGAUUUGAGGCCUUUGUUGAAAUACAGAACAAUUUUACAGGCACAUAAAACACACCAAUGCUUUUUUGAAAUAAUUACUCUUGAGUUAAUGUAAAACUGCCAAUAUUUUUUGUUCCUCAUUGUUCUACUUUUUAUAUUUCUUUUUGAUUCUAGUCUUGCAUGAAACAGCUUGAAAAUUUUACAUUUUUAGCUACUGAUAAGAAGGCGCAGCAUGACGUUAUUGUUUGCAAACCAAACUGCUGACUAAAGGUUACAAGGCCAGGUUAAUAUGAAAAGUUGGCUAUUAACAUGUCUUAGUUAAAAAAAAUGUGCUUCAGUUAGGUUCUAUUGUUAUAUAAUUAUUUACAGACUUAUUGUUUUGUUUGAGUAAUUACAUUCGCUUUCUUUUUUCCAUUUUGCUCUGGUUGGCUGUUAGUCUCGUUUUAGGGACAACAAACAACAGCAGGGGUUUUCUAUAUACGCUCUCUAUGACCCCAUUAUUA